This is a messenger RNA of Pundamilia nyererei, 913 nucleotides long. RefSeq lists its product as uncharacterized. Gene Ontology annotation, cellular component: membrane raft; external side of plasma membrane. Gene Ontology annotation, molecular function: protein tyrosine kinase binding; MHC class II protein binding. The transcript has 5 exons. NCBI's taxonomy places the organism in Eukaryota, Metazoa, Chordata, Actinopteri, Cichliformes, Cichlidae. The coding region runs from base 1 to 717 and encodes 238 amino acids. The record is from RefSeq and is a predicted model, not a curated record. Gene Ontology annotation, biological process: T cell activation; positive regulation of ERK1 and ERK2 cascade; interleukin-15-mediated signaling pathway.
AUGAUCAAAAACCAUCACAGCUGUGACACUACCACCUGGCUCUUCACUGAUUCAAGAGGAAAAGCAGCAGUAGAGCUGGUUAAUCUUGGACAGAUCAAAGAAACAGUCAAAUCAGACAGACUGAGUGUUACAGCAGAAUGUUCACUGGUUAUAAAGAAGGUCACAGCUGAGGAUGUUGGUCGUUACACCUGCAGACAGUUUAGAGGUAAUCCAGGGAAACAGCAAGGUCCAGAUGCUGUGGUUUAUCUGUCUGAUGUCAUCAUGACUGAACAGAAGAGCAGGGAUCAGGUGACUUUAAACUGCUCUGUGCAGGUACAUGGACAUUGUGAACACAAAGUGAAGUGGAUCCAUUACAGUGAAGGUCUGAAUAGAGAUUACUCAAACAUAAAAACAUUACAGUCGUCCUGCUCUGCUGCUGUUACUUUUGUAAAUUCUUUAUACAGUCACAUAUCUAACUCUGACUUUAAGUGUAACGUAACAACAGAAGAUGGCAAAGAGCAGCUUUUUACCUUCAGCCCUCAUUCAUCAGGCUGGUCCUUGUACAGGCUCAUCAUUGUGGCUCUGGGUUUAGCAGCACUUAAUGCUGCUGUUGUGAUCGUCAACAUCUGGAUAAGAGUUGGGAAAAAAGCACAGAUGGAGGAAAACACGAUGUGCAAAGAUGAGGUUGAUGAUGGAGCAGUGAACUAUGAAAAUGUCCAAUCUUCUGAUGAAGUUUGACCGAGCCUCCUGCUUCUGGCAGAUCUCACAUAUCAGCACAUCAACGUGCUGUAUAUUUCUUUUUACCUUCAUACUCAACCUUUUAAACAGAGACUCGUGCUCUUGCUUCAGUCACAGUUUGGAUAACGAUACUGAAACUGUGAUACUCUCCUACUUUGAAAACCAAAGUGACUUUUAUAAAAAUAACUUCCUGCGU